CCCUCUACCAUCCCCACCCACCAGUCUCCCUCUCCCCACACCUCUCCAAAUCUCGCGACGGGAGAGGAGGCCAUCAAAUCACAGGGGGCGCCAGGAGCCGGAGCGCGGGAGGGUGGGAGAGGAAUGGAGCCGGCAGAGCGAAUCGAGUCGGGGAAGGCGCUGGGGAAGCGCCCGAGGAGCAGGGUGCUGCCCCGGACGGCCAGCAUGGUGACGGUGCCGUCGGCGGCUAAGCAGGGCCGCCAGGAGCGGCGCGCCGGCGUGACGUCGUCCACUUCCCUGCCAGCUGGUGGCGCGGGGAUGGGAGACGGAGGAUCCGGCGCCGCGACGAGGGCGUUCUACUCCGGCGGCUACCUCGCCGGCGCGGAGACGACGGCGGCGUUCUUGAAGGCGUGCGGCCUCUGCAACCGCCGCCUCGGACCCGGCCACGACACCUUCAUCUACAGGGGCGAGGUGGCAUUCUGCAGCCAGGAGUGCCGGGAGCAGCAGAUCGAGUACGACGAGCGCAUGGAGCAGACGUGCUCCCUAACCUCCAUCAAGGAGGCCCCGUCCGUCUCCGGCGCCAGCGGCUCUGACCAGUCCGGCAGCGGCGGGGAGACCGUCGCCGCCGCCUAGCCCGGCGCAACGGCGGCCGUGGUGGUGCAAGCGGCGCAUGUUGCCCGCUUGGCACCCUGGAGCAGCGGCACCAGAUCGAGAUCAGUCUGUCCCUUGUUAGUUUUCCCGGGCAAGUGCUCUAGCGUCUGUGUAUCCAGCUUUUAGCUCUAGAAGUCGUCGUCGUCGCUCAUGAACCGUAGCGGCAGCGGGAGAUGGAUCUUCAGGAGAGGAAUGCGUCAGUGAUUUAAUUUUGCUGUCCCUGACGCGUGUAUCUCUGGAAUCUUGGUUUCCUUGACUGUCGGAAGGAAGAAGGAAAAAAAAAACUUUGGUUGCGACAACAGAUUGCUCUUCUCUCGCCUGCUUCCUUUUGAUUGAUUGCAUCUGGUUGUUAAAUCUCCUUGAAUGUUGUUGAGUUGAUGGACA
Molecule: messenger RNA, 1014 nt
Organism: Setaria italica (foxtail millet)
Lineage: Eukaryota; Viridiplantae; Streptophyta; Magnoliopsida; Poales; Poaceae
Exons: 2
Coding region: 124-612 (162 amino acids)
Source: RefSeq, a predicted model, not a curated record